This is a messenger RNA of Rotaria sp. Silwood2, 777 nucleotides long. The record is from the annotation of a GenBank genome assembly. NCBI's taxonomy places the organism in Eukaryota, Metazoa, Rotifera, Eurotatoria, Philodinida, Philodinidae.
AUGAACAUUUCAUCACAACCAGUUGUUCUUCCAACAAAUCAUCGUCGUUUUCCAACUAGGAACUAUUCACCAAUGGUUUUUAAUGCUUCCCCAAUAGCUGUUAGCAAUAAAAUAAAAGCAAUUCAAGCACGUAAAACUCGUCUUACACCACUACCAACUGAUCAUGAUUAUACUGAUAUUCGUCGAUUAAAUUUUGGUUAUAGUGGUGGUGUUACUAGUUCUAGAACGGAUUUCUCUGUUUUCACUGCUGAAAGAUUAGUUGAUCGUAGCAAAGAUAUACGUCUUGAUCGUAUUUCAAAACGUAACCCUCCUCGUCCAUCUGUUUUAUCAACAAAUGUCAAUCAACAAUCACUACUAUGGCCAGGUUAUCAAGCGUCAAAUGAAGGUAAUAAACAACAUCCAAUACCAUCUAAUCCUCCGACAAUUACGUCACCUGCUGUCAGAUCGUUUAAAAAUAAAUCAUUGCCAUGUGGUAAAAUACCAGAUAUUAAUAGACGUCAAAAUCGUCAACUACAUAAUGAUCGACAAAGUUCUAUAACACCAAAUGAACAACAAAAAAAAUCUAUAUUAAGAACAAAACCUCCACAAAUUCAAAUACAUAAUUCUGCAGACAGGACGAAUAAUAAUGACCUUCGGACAUAUGAAACUGAAGAAGAUGAAGAAAAUAUUUGUAUAGACGAAGAAUUUGAACGAUAUCUCGAAGCAGCAAUUGUUAAAUGUGCUGAUUGGCUUAUUAAAUAUGUAUUUAAUCAGACAGUUGAUGAACAAAACGAUUAA